This is a messenger RNA of Raphanus sativus (radish), 1307 nucleotides long. RefSeq names its product probable acyl-[acyl-carrier-protein]--UDP-N-acetylglucosamine O-acyltransferase, mitochondrial. Gene Ontology annotation, biological process: lipid biosynthetic process. The record is from RefSeq and is a predicted model, not a curated record. The coding region runs from base 124 to 1131 and encodes 335 amino acids. Gene Ontology annotation, molecular function: acyl-[acyl-carrier-protein]-UDP-N-acetylglucosamine O-acyltransferase activity. The transcript has 10 exons. NCBI's taxonomy places the organism in Eukaryota, Viridiplantae, Streptophyta, Magnoliopsida, Brassicales, Brassicaceae.
GAACGUGCUCAAUAGGGCGCGUGUGAAAUCCUCACGUAUAUUCGUUCUCUGAGGCAUUUCGUCGAACACAACAGCAUGUAUGUACUCGAAGUGGCUUGUCUUUGCUCUACUUAGCCCCUCGCCAUGAUUUCUCUCCUCAAAGCUCGCGAGAGGCUUCUCUCUCCUCUCUUCAGCUCCUCUAUACGCCGUCGUCUCUCCUCUAACCUCUCCUAUUAUUGUGAAGAACCAAGAGAUCCUGACGUCUUUAUACAUCCAAGUGCCGUCGUCCACCCAAGUGCUGUGAUCGGAAAGGGAGUUUCAGUUGGCCCAUUCUGUACUGUUGGCUCUUCAGUGAAGCUAGGCAAUGGCUGCAAACUCCAUCCUUCUAGUCAUAUCUUUGGAAACACAGAGCUGGGGGACUCUUGUGUCCUCAUGACUGGUGCUGUUGUUGGCGAUGAGCUUCCUGGUUGUACAGUCAUAGGAGGCAAUAACAUAAUCGGUCACCACGCUGUGGUUGGUGUUAAAUGUCAAGACUUGAAGUACAAGGAUGGGGAUGAAUGCUUUCUUUGCAUCGGUGACAACAAUGAGAUCAGAGAGUUCUGUUCGAUUCACAGGUCAUCAAAGGCUAGUGACAAAACGGUGAUUGGUGACAACAAUCUAAUCAUGGGCUCUUGUCACAUCGCUCAUGAUUGCAAGAUUGGUGACCGCAACAUAUUUGCCAACAACACACUUCUUGCAGGCCAUGUGAUUGUAGAAGACUAUACACACACAGCAGGAGCUUCGGUCGUCCACCAGUUCUGUCAUAUUGGUUCUUUUGCUUUCAUUGGUGGUGGUUCUGUGGUUUCACAAGAUGUUCCAAAGUACAUGAUGGUGACUGGAGAAAGAGCUGAGCUUCGCGGUUUGAAUCUGGAGGGACUUAGACGCAAUGGAUUUACCAUGUCAGAGAUGAAGAGCCUGAGAGCAGCCUAUCGUAAGAUAUUCAUGUCUACUGAGACAGUCCCCUUAAGUCUUGAAGAGCGCCUCACGAAGAUGGAGCAUAACCAAGAGAUGAACAGUGUUCCUGCGGUUGGUGCCAUGUUGCAGUCAAUCCGAGAUUCUUUCACAGAAGGUCGUCGUGGGAUAUGCAAGUUCAGACAGUGGCUUGAUUCGUGAGUUUUCAAUUCACAGCUUAGAGACUUAGAUUAGCCAUUCAUUGAUCAACAAUGGCUCAACACUGUCUCUUUCACUGACUCUGUAAUAGUAUAUUAGAUAACUUAAACCAAGUGUUGUCAACAUUUGAGUGAUUACAGAACAUAAAUCAAUGAAAGGAAUAUUCCAUUUACGUUGGU